Molecule: messenger RNA, 4195 nt
Organism: Dermatophagoides farinae (American house dust mite)
Lineage: Eukaryota; Metazoa; Arthropoda; Arachnida; Sarcoptiformes; Pyroglyphidae
Source: RefSeq, a predicted model, not a curated record
GAUUUUAAAAUAAACGCACCAAACAGACCAGCAACAUGAAAUUAACCGCAACAUUAUUGUUGAUUCUAACAUUGAGUUGGGCAAGUAUUUUCGUUGAUUCAAAUCCACGAUUCAAACGUGAAAAUCGAGAUGAUGUUUUGAAAGAAGCUGAAGAGCUUAUUAUAAAAGCCGAGGAUGUAUUGAAAAAAUUGCCCGAUUCAGAUUUGAAAGAUGAAAUCACAGAAAAACUGGCAAUAAUGAAGGAUUACAAAAAUAAGUUAGAACAAGCAAAUGAUCCAGUUGAAAUCGCCGAUUUAGAAUUGGAAUUGUCUACAAUGUCCAAAAAGUUUAAGUCAUUUUUGAACAUAGCUGAUGAAAUUAUCAGAUACUUGUCAACCACAACCACGGAACCAACAACCACAACUACCGAACCAACGACAACCACGGAGCCGACAACCACAACUACCGAACCAACAACCACAACCACGGAGCCGACAACCACAACUACCGAACCAACAACCACAACUACGGAGCCGACAACCACAACUACGAAACCAACAACCACAACUACCGAACCAACAACCACAACUACCGAACCAACAACUACAACCACGGAGCCAACAACCACAACAACCACGGAACCAACAACCACAACAACCACGGAACCAACAACCACAACCACGGAGCCGACAACUACAACCACGGAACCAACAACCACAACAACCACGGAACCAACAACCACAACUACGGAGCCGACAACCACAACCACGGAGCCGACAACCACAACAACUACCGAACCAACAACCACAACAACUACAGAACCAACAACCACAACUACGGAACCGACAACCACAACUACGGAACAGACAACCACAACAACUACGGAACCAACAACCACAACUACGGAACCGACAACCACAACAACUACCGAACCAACAACCACAACUACGGAACCGACAACCACAACAACUACCGAACCAACAACCACAACUACGGAACAGACAACCACAACAACUACGGAACCAACAACCACAACUACGGAACCAACAACCACAACAACCACGGAACCAACAACCACAACCACGGAGCCGACAACUACAACCACGGAACCAACAACCACAACAACCACGGAACCAACAACCACAACCACGGAGCCGACAACUACAACCACGGAACCAACAACCACAACAACCACGGAACCAACAACCACAACUACGGAGCCGACAACCACAACUACGGAGCCGACAACCACAACCACGGAGCCGACAACCACAACAACUACCGAACCAACAACCACAACAACUACAGAACCAACAACCACAACUACGGAACCGACAACCACAACAACUACCGAACCAACAACCACAACUACGGAACAGACAACCACAACAACUACCGAACCAACAACCACAACUACGGAACAGACAACCACAACAACUACGGAACCAACAACCACAACUACGACAACUACAACUACGGAACCAACAACUACAACUACAACCACAACGACAACCACGGAACCAACCACAACGACAACUACAGAACCGACAACGACAACCACGGAGCCAACAACCACAACGACAACCACGGAACCAACCACAACGACAACUACAGAACCGACAACGACAACCACGGAGCCAACAACCACAACGACAACCACGGAACCAACAACCACAACUACCGAACCAACAACCACAACCACGGAACCGACAACCACAACUACUGAACCGACAACUACAACCACGGAACCAACAACCACAACUACCGAACCAACAACCACAACCACGGAACCAACAACCACAACCACGGAACCGACAACCACAACCACGGAACCAACAACCACAACCACGGAACCAACAACCACAACCACGGAACCGACAACCACAACUACGGAACCGACAACCACAACCACGGAACCGACAACCACAACCACAGAACCAACAACCACAACCACGGAACCAACAACCACAACCACGGAACCGACAACCACAACCACGGAACCGACAACCACAACCACGGAACCGACAACCACAACUACGGAACCGACAACCACAACCACAGAACCAACAACCACAACCACCGAACCAACAACCACAACAACUACGGAACCAACAACCACAACUACGGAAACCACAACUACAGAACCAACAACCACAACCACGGAACCGACAACCACAACUACGGAACCAACAACCACAACUACAGAACCGACAACCACAACUACGGAACCAACAACCACAACCACAGAACCAACGACGACAACUACGGAACCAACAACCACAACCACAGAACCAACAACGACAACUACGGAACCAACAACCACAACUACUGAACCGACAACCACAACUACAGAACCAACAACCACAACCACGGAACCAACAACCACAACUACUGAACCGACAACCACAACCACAGAACCAACAACCACAGAACCAACAACGACAACUACGGAACCAACAACCACAACUACGGAACCAACAACCACAACUACAGAACCAACAACCACAACUACAGAACCAACAACCACAACUACGGAACCAACAACCACAGAACCAACAACCACAGAACCAACAACCACAACUACGGAACCAACAACCACAACUACAGAACCAACAACCACAACCACAGAACCAACAACCACAACUACGGAACCAACAACCACAACUACAGAACCAACAACCACAACUACGGAACCAACAACGACCACUAAGAAACCAACAACGACAACCACGGUACCAACAACCACAAAACCAACAACCACAACUACGGAACCGACAACCACAACCACAGAAUCAACAACCACAACUACUGAACCGACAACCACAACUACGGAACCAACAACCACAACUACUGAACCAACAACCACAACUACUGAACCGACAACCACAACUACGGAACCAACAACCACAGCCACAGAACCAACAACGACAACUACGGAACCAACAACCACAACUACUGAACCGACAACCACAACUACAGAACCAACAACCACAGAACCAACAACCACAACUACGGAACCAACAACCACAACUACAGAACCAACAACCACAACGGUACCAACAACCACAAAACCAACAACCACAACUACGGAACCGACAACCACAACCACAGAACCAACAACCACAACUACUGAACCGACAACCACAACUACGGAACCAACAACCACAACUACUGAACCGACAACCACAACUACAGAACCAACAACCACAACUACUGAACCAACAACCACAGAACCAACAACGACAACAACCACAGAACCAACAACGACAACAACCACAGAACCAACAACGACAACAACUACCGAACCGACAACCACAACAACAACCACAACCACAGAACCAACAACGACAACUACGGAACCAACAACCACAACAACUACGGAACCAACAACCACAACUACCGAACCGACAACCAAAGAACCAACAACCACAACUACGGAACCUACAACGACAACUGAGAAACCAACAACAUUGAAUAACACCACUCCGGAACCGACAACGACAACCAGAAGACCGACAACCACAACCAGAAGACCGACAACCACAACCAAGAAACCGGCAACGACAACAACAACGGAAGCGCCAACGACAACCAGAAGACCAACAACGACCACCAAGAAACCGACAACUACAACCAGAAGACCGACAACCACAACCAAGAAACCGACAACGACAACCAAGAAACCGACAACCACAACAACAACGGAAGCGCCAGCGUCCACCAGAAGACCAACAAAGACCACCAAGAAACCGACAACCACAACCAAGAAACCGACAACCACAACAACAACGGAAGUGCCGACGACAACCAAGAAACCAACAACCACAACCAAGAAACCUACAACCACAACCAAGAAACCGACAACCACAACAACAACGGAAGCGCCAGCGUCCACCAGAAGACCAACAACGACCACCAAGAAACCGACAACCACAACCAAGAAACCGACAACGACAACAACAACGGAAGCGCCAACGACCACCAGAAGACAAACAAUGAACACCAAGAAACCGACAACUACAACUCCUGAACCAACAACGAUAACCAGAAGACCAACAACCACAACUUCUGAACCAACAACGACAACCAGAAGACUAACAACGACAACAACCACGGAACUAACAACAAUGAAUAACACCAGUCCAGAACCAACGAAUUCAAUCAAUAGAAAUACAAAUAAAAUUUCAUUCUUAUCAUUGGUUCCAUAAGAUUCAAA